UUUACUGUUUAGGUCACAUCUCAACAAAGCGUGACGUUCCUAAACAAGCAUGGUACACAGCGGCGAAGAUGCGCUCUGUUCGGGACAGUUCAGAAUUCUAUCACAAUUAAUAUUUGAUUCGCAGCCCAUAUCUCAGAACGAAACGAUGAUCGUCUGAACCCUGAAAUUCCACAGAAUUGGAAUGCGCUAUUGGAACUGUGGAAGAUCUGCUUAGGCGACUUCUGACCAUGCCAAGACACUACGAACCCGGCUUCUUGCCAGCGAUAUCAUUGCUUCUCGUCUAGACUAUCACUUUGUGGGUGUCUUCAUCGACGUUGCCAGGCUCUCAACACUCCGAAGUCUGCCUUAGCCUGCAAAAAUGUCAGAUACAGAAGAACAAGAUUCUAAGCUUUUAUCUGUUGUAUUGAACAGCACGAGAGUCGGGUACUGCGUUCUAGCAGCGUUUGCGGUUCUCCUCUACGACAUAUGCUUAACUUCCUCUCGUGAAGUGGAUUGCAUUUGGAGACGAAGAUUCACUGCUGUGACGGCGCUUUUUGCAAUCAAUCGGUAUGCUACCUUGGCUAGCAUGUCCCUUCAGGUUAUCGCAGGCAUGUACGUGCCCAAAUCUACCAUCUCAUGCAACGCGAUAAAAUAUUCAGCAAACGUAUUUGACGUUCUUGGAGCAUUCACUUUUGCGGCCUUUGCAAGUUUACGCAUAUGGGCGAUAUGUGGCCGAAAGUGGUUUCCGUUGCUUGUGGUUCUUAUUCCGAGCCUGUUUAUCCCAUGUAUUAACAUCUACAACUUCUCGGCUCGAUUCACAGUGAGCGUUAUUUCAUCAGGGCCCUUCGCAGGUUGUACUUUUGAGCCACUGGAUCCUCCCAAAUGGACUUAUUGGCCCAUCAUGACUCGUGCCGUCGCGGUCACAGCAGACCUAGUGGUGCUUGUGUUUACCUGUGUAAAUACUGGUCAUGUGUUGUCCAGCACCAGUAGACAACUGCACGUCAAGUCUCAGAUGUCUACCCUACUAUUCAGAAAUGGUGCGGUACAUUUCUUGGCGUUGCUUGUUAUGAACGUAACGACGAUGGUGCUGAACUACCUCAAUGUGGCGAACGCGGAAAGUGCUCUAGGAACAUACUUUAUCUACGUCAACUAUUCGAUGUCAUCUGUCCUAAUCUCUCGUUUCUUUCUGGAUCUGCGGACGGCGUACGGGGAAGACGCGUUUGAUGACUUGGGCUCGGAAGCUUUCAGCACUAUUCACUUUGCAAGUAGAGUUGCCGGAAACAUCGGAGCUCCUCUUGACAACUCAACGUGGACAACUGGCGACACUUGUGAGGAUGAGCUAGACAAUCAAGUAGACGGGGAAACUCACGACAGCCGGGGCGAGAUGGUAGAAGUCUUUAGGUGAAUUCUGGUAGCCACAGCAAGUCAGUCUUACUGAACGACAUUUGUAAUCUCAUGUUCGUGGUUCACCCAGAUGUACAAGAGAUUCGUACGACGACACCAAGUUGAAUGAUCUAUUGAAACAUGA
This is a messenger RNA of Somion occarium, 1507 nucleotides long. The record is from the annotation of a GenBank genome assembly. Lineage: Eukaryota; Fungi; Basidiomycota; Agaricomycetes; Polyporales; Cerrenaceae.